AUGAAGGCAGCCGAACCGAAGCUUGUCUCGCGGAUUCGCCCCGUUAUAUGUACGACAUCUCGUUCCACGCAUUUCUCGACCGCAGAGGGUUUUGCAAGAACCCCUAGAGUCCUCGUCCGUAAGUCCGCGGCCGGCUCGAGUCUCGGAUCCCUAACUCUGGCCCGAUCGAGAGGGAUGGCGCCGACGGUGUCUCGCUUCGUUCUCCUCCUCUUGUUGCUUUCGAUUGUCUCCUCCACAGCACGCUCCGAUCUCGUGAUCUCGAGGGUCGAUCGACGGAUUGAUUUGACUUCUCACAUCGUACGAGUCAUCUCCACAUUAAAGGUAGAGAAUGUUGGUGCUGGUGCUGUCUCUGAGGUAUUGCUGGCCUUUCCCAAUAAUCAGGCAGAAAACCUGGCAGCUAUAAAGACAAUAUAUAUUGAAGGAAAAGGAAAAGGACAAGGGUCUAGUAGUAGUCUGCCUACCACACGUGUUGAGCCUGAAGGGGUGCCCCCAGAAUUGACUUUUUAUUCAGUAUCGUUACCAAAAGGAUUGGAGAAGGGGGAGACUGUGACUUUGGAUGUCUUGACUGUAUUUACACAUUCUCUAAAACCAUUUCCUGAGGAAAUUACUCAAGCUGAUGUACAACUUGUUCUAUAUCAGGAUAGCGCGCACUACUUGUCACCUUAUGCUGUUAAGGUUCAGACACUUGGUAUCAGAUUGCCUAGUCGAAGGGUUGAAUCAUAUACAAAAUAUCCCAAUACAAAACUUGUGGAAUCAGAAAUUAGAUAUGGGCCAUAUGAAAAUGUCCCUGCCUUCUCUUACUCACCUAUAGUGGUUCAUUUUGAAAACAACAAUCCUUUUGUAGUUGCUCGAGAACUAGUGCGAGAGAUAGAGAUUUCGCAUUGGGGUAAUGUACAGGUUACCGAACACUACAGCCUUGUUCAUGGAGGUGCCGGGACAAAAGGAGGAUUUUCUAGGAUUGAUUAUCAAUACAGACACUCAAUAAGUGGAAUGUCAUCAUUCAGGCAUCUUAUUGCACGGUUGCCACCAAGGGCUCAUUCAAUUUAUUAUAGAGAUGAAAUCGGCAAUAUAUCAACAUCACAUGUGUGGGGUGAUUCUAGAAGGACACAACUUGAAAUUGAACCCAGAUUUCCAGUAUUUGGUGGGUGGAGAACAUCCUUUACCAUUGGCUAUGGUUUGCCAUUGCAAGACUUUCUAUUUGAGUCAGAGGGAAAACGAGUCCUUAAUAUCACAUUUGGCUGUCCCAUGGCUGAGGUUGUCAUUGAUAAUCUAAUUGUCAAGGUUGUUUUGCCUGAAGGUUCGCAGGCUAUUUCUGUUUCUGCUCCAUUUCCUACCAAGCAAUGGGAAGAGAUAAAAUAUUCACACCUGGACAUCAUUGGAAGACCUGUGGCUGUCCUGGAAAAGAAUAAUAUUGUUCCUGAGCAUAAUUUGUAUUUUCAGGUGUAUUACAAGUUCAACAACCUGUCACUGCUUAGAGAGCCAAUGAUGCUGAUUUUUGGCUUCUUCUUCCUAUUCAUUGCUUGCAUUGUGUACAUGCAUACUGAUAUAUCAAUCUCCAAGUCUUCUGCUUCGUAUCUGGCAAAACUGCAGUGGGAUGAGGUGCAGGCAACAGUUCAGCAGGUCCAGAAUAUUAUCAGCCGCUCUUUGGCAGUCCAUGACAGGCUGGAGGCAUCAUUACGAGAUCUCUCAAGGACAGGAGAUGUUCAAUCCUGUAAGGCAGCCCGUAAAGCAGGUGAUGGGCAGCUUAAAGAAUUGGCCAAAGAAUUGAAGCCCUUGUUGGGAUUUUUGCAGUCAUCUAUGCAGGCUUCGCAGAUAUGGCCUAAGGUAGAGGAUCUGGUAGUGAAGGAGAAAGAAAUGCAAGAGAAGCUGAUGCUGAGACACUCUACUGUAGUUGACUGCUUUGAGAAGAAGCUAGGUGGCCGAGAAAUUGAGAAUCGGAUUGCUUCCCAGCAGCAGAAACUUUCAGCAUUGAGGCAAGAGGUUGAUGAUCUUCUUGAGGUCAUUGAUGAGAUCUAGAUGAAAUAUCCAUUACGUUAUGAGUUUUAACCCUGUUGUGAGAUCCGGCUUAGGAAUUCUGGCGUGCUUUAUAGGGUGUUUGAAUGGUCUCUGAAAAUGAUCACUAUAUUUACCAUCAUGCUCUUCAUUUGCAUGCUUGCUGAAAUAUUUCCACACAAAACUUUUGCCUAUUUAGCGUAUUGAAAAUGCCUUGUUAAUGAACAUUUUAAACUUCAUCGGUUACUGAGAA
This is a messenger RNA of Elaeis guineensis (African oil palm), 2245 nucleotides long. Its product is annotated as dolichyl-diphosphooligosaccharide--protein glycosyltransferase subunit 1A. NCBI's taxonomy places the organism in Eukaryota, Viridiplantae, Streptophyta, Magnoliopsida, Arecales, Arecaceae. The record is from RefSeq and is a predicted model, not a curated record. Gene Ontology annotation, cellular component: oligosaccharyltransferase complex; membrane.